Messenger RNA from Odobenus rosmarus divergens (Pacific walrus), 1698 nucleotides. RefSeq names its product transmembrane protein 237 (gene TMEM237). The transcript is spliced from 13 exons. NCBI's taxonomy places the organism in Eukaryota, Metazoa, Chordata, Mammalia, Carnivora, Odobenidae. The record is from RefSeq and is a predicted model, not a curated record. The coding region runs from base 25 to 1236 and encodes 403 amino acids. Gene Ontology annotation, biological process: cilium assembly. Gene Ontology annotation, cellular component: ciliary transition zone.
CCGGGAAGCCCGGCUUUAGACGCAAUGGGAAAGAAGCAGGUGCGUCCUCCACGAGCCCUUCCACCUGUGCCAAGUGCUAAUCAAGAUGAUAUUCCACUUAGUCGUCCUAAGAAAAAGAAGCCCAAAACAAAAAACACACCAGGUAGUGCUUCUUUGGAAGGCCUUGUUCAGGCUUCUGUUCGCAGGCCAUCUGAGGGCAGUGAGCCACCAACUAAAGAAUCCACAGAACAUCCAGAAGAACCUCCUGUUCAAAGGAGACAGAAGAAGAUGAGGCUAUCUCUUGAAGUGGAGACUUCCUUAACCCAAAAGAAGACGUCUAGUUCAUCUUUAUUACGAAAUGAAAAUGGUAUUGAUGUGGAGCCAGCUGAGGAGGCAGUUGUUAAAAAACCUCGAAGGAAGACAAAGAAAACCCAGCCAGCAGAAUUACAGUAUGCCAGUGAACUGGGUGUAGAAGAUGAAGACGUAAUUACUGAUGAGCAAAGCGGCCCAGAACAACAGUCUAUAUUCACUGCGCCCACUGGCAUUAGCCAGCCUGUAGGCAAGGUGUUUGUGGAAAAAAGCCGGCGAUUCCAGGCUGCUGAUCGUUCAGAGUUGAUAAAGACCACAGAAAAUAUAGAGGUGUCAAUGGACAUGAAGCUUUCCUGGACAACCAGAGAUGUGGCACUGUCGGUGCACCGGGCUUUCAGGAUGAUUGGUCUCUUUUCUCAUGGCUUCUUGGCUGGCUGUGCUGUGUGGAACAUUGUUUUCAUAUAUGUUCUAGCAGGAGAUCAGCUUUCUAACCUCUCAAACCUUCUGCAACAGUACAAGACCUUAGCAUAUCCAUUCCAGAGUCUUCUCUACUUGCUUUUAGCUCUAAGUACAAUUUCAACUUUUGACAGGAUCGACUUUGCUAAAACAUCAGUAGCAAUCCGAAAUUUUCUUGCCCUGGAUCCAACAGCUUUAGCAUCUUUCUUGUACUUUACUGCUCUUAUAUUAUCUCUGAGUCAGCAAAUGACAAGUGACAGAAUCCAUCUUUACACACCUUCUUCUGUUAAUGGUAGCCUCUGGGCAGCAGGUGUCGAGGAACAGGUUCUCCAGCCAUGGAUUGUGGUGAAUCUGGUGGUGGCCCUUCUGGUUGGACUGUCUUGGCUUUUUUUGUCUUAUACGCCAGGCAUGGAUCUUAGUGAAGAGUUGAUGUUCUCCUCUGAUGUGGAAGAAUAUCCAGAAAAAGAUAAAGGACUCAAAGCCUCUUCAUAAUGCCAGCUCACCUUCAGUGUAGUAAUGGCCCAGUAUUUAGAAUUUUUCCUAUUCUUGUUUUUAAAUGUAUUUUUAUAAGAUAUGUACAGGUAUAUUUGGAAUUGAUUUUUUGAUUAUAGAGUACUGAAAGUUUUCUCAAGAUUAUGGAAAAUGUUAAAACUUGUAUCUGCAAUUCAUAACCAAACAUUAAUCUCUCUAGCAUUAUCAUCUUAAUGACAAAGGAGGUAAUGAGCUCGAAACCAGCAGGUGAAAGUGUUUAUUUCCUGUUUUCUCAAAUUAGUUGCAUUUAUAAUCAUUAUCUUAAAAAGCUCUUCUACAGAAACAGCCAUUACUUUAGUGUUAUAAAGUAUAUAUCAGGUUUAAACAUAAAAUUUAGGGAAUAGGAAAGAAGGGGGCAAAGACCUUUAUUUAUUUUUAAUGCCUCCUUACUGAAUAAAUUAAAAUAUGAAAUGUGUCUUUUUU